AUGUCUUCUUCAGCGGAAAACCUAGAAAAGUAUCGAAUUCCACUCAAAGAGAUCAUGCGGGCCACAAGAAACUUCAGCUCAAAAACAAUGAUCGGAGAUGGUGGAUUCGGUUUUGUCUACACCGGACAACUCUCUGAAAAAUGGAAAAAACGCACAGUAGCCAUCAAACGCCUUAAUCCGGGUGGUCAUCAAGGAAACAACGAGUUCCGUAAUGAACUCGAUAUGGUUUCCAGUUUCCAUCAUCCAAACAUCAUCACUUUCAUUGGCUUCUGCGAUGAGGCCAAGGAGAUGAUCAUAGUUUCCGACUUUGCUAUCAAUAAAAGCCUUGAUCAUCAUCUCCAUAAGCCGGAUAAGAUGCGUAGAAUAACAUGGGCACAACGCUUGAAGAUUUGCUUAGGUGCAGCAAAAGGGCUAAAAUACCUUCACUCUGGUCUUGGGGAAGACAAAAGAGUAAUUCACAGAGACGUGAAGAGUGCAAAUAUACUCUUAGAUAACAAUCUGGAUGCCAAAAUCUGUGAUUUUGGUUUGUCAAAAUUUGGUGCAAGAAAUGAGGAAGAUAGCCAAGUUCAAACGAAGGUUGCGGGGACAAGGUAUUACAUGGAUCCGGUUUACAAUGAAAGAAGCAGGCUCACGAAAGAGUCAGAUGUGUACUCGUUUGGAGUUGUAAUGUUUGAAAUGUCGAGUGGGACAUUGGUAUAUCAUCCGAAGUGCUUUGGAAGUGAUUCAAAGCCACAAUUUCUCCUUGAUGUGGUCCGAAGCUGCUAUGACGAUGUCAAGAAUGCUGCAAGACCAGAAACGUUAAUUGAUCCUAUUUUAAGAGAUGAUAUUAAUAUUGAUUCUUUUAAUAUAUUUAACAAAAUCGCACAUGAGUGCAUUAACCUGAAGUUAGAACAGCGCCCACCGAUGGCUAGGAUCAUCAGGAAGAUUGAGCAUGCAUUGCAAAUUCAAUUAAAUCAACACGAAUCACCUUCUACCAUUCCCACACGAAGCCUAGAAAAUUUUCUAAUUCCAUUGAAGGAUAUCAACUUGGCCACCCAAAACUUUGACGUGAAAACAUGCAUCGGAGUGUAUGAACAUUGCGUAGUGCACAAAGGAGAGCUCAAUGGACGCACCAUGGCCAUACAACGCUUGUCUCCAAACACCGAGCAUGAAUUCUAUAAAGAACUCAAGAUAAUUUCCAGUUUUCACCAUCAAAACAUCUCCACUUUCAUUGGUUACUGUGAUGAAGCCAAUGAAAGAAUUAUCGUUUAUGAAUAUUAUGUCAAUGGAAGCCUUGUUGAUCAUCUCGAAAACUGGAGCACUAAGUUGCCUAAACUAACAUGGGCACAACGGCUGACAAUUUGCCUAGGGGCAGCAAGAGGACUCCAGUACCUUCAUUGGAUCGGUGGGGAGGACAAGAACAUAACACGCGGAAACAUCAACAACUUUAACAUAAUGUUAGACGAAAAUAUGGAAGCCAAAAUCACUUUUUUUGGUUUGUCAAAGAGACAUCACAUAUAUCAUAAACUCCAUGAACACAUACCAGAUGUGUACUCAUUUGGGGUGAUAAUGUAUGAAAUGUUGAGUGGAAUCACGGCUCAUGAACUAGACAGAUAUGCUGAACGAGAAAACCAAAUAGGCCUAUUUCAACAGUACUAUCGCAACAAUGCACUCAACCAAUUCAUUGAUCCCUUUAUAAGAGAUCAAAUUGAUAGCCGUUCUUUGAGUAUACUUUUAAAAAUUGCGUAUCGGUGCAUAAAGAGGGGAAAUGAAAAGCACUUAAUGAGGAACUAUGCCGGGCCAGGUCCUGGGUGGGGGCCAGCUUCAAGUGGCAAGGAUAAACGUGUACGCUUUAUGAUGGACGAAGUUGUUGAGGGGAUUGAGGAUGCAGCAGAUUUUGAAGGAAAUGAAAAGUAG
Molecule: messenger RNA, 1896 nt
Organism: Lactuca saligna
Lineage: Eukaryota; Viridiplantae; Streptophyta; Magnoliopsida; Asterales; Asteraceae
Source: the annotation of a GenBank genome assembly